Messenger RNA from Fusarium pseudograminearum CS3096, 2091 nucleotides. RefSeq lists its product as uncharacterized. Gene Ontology annotation, molecular function: fatty acid binding; FAD binding; acyl-CoA oxidase activity. Bases 1 to 2091 code for a protein of 696 amino acids. Gene Ontology annotation, biological process: fatty acid beta-oxidation using acyl-CoA oxidase; lipid homeostasis. Gene Ontology annotation, cellular component: peroxisome. The record is from RefSeq and is a predicted model, not a curated record. Lineage: Eukaryota; Fungi; Ascomycota; Sordariomycetes; Hypocreales; Nectriaceae. The transcript has a single exon.
AUGCCUCCUCCUAAUCCAGACUGGGUCAAGGCCCUGACUCCCUCAGGUCCCCAAGGAUCAGAGCUCAUCGCCAAGGAACGCGCUCAAUCAGACAUCAACGUCGACCAACUCGCCACAUUCCUCUUCACAAAGGAAGUUCUCGAGCGCAACGCCAGAAUCCUCAAGAUUCUUCAGGAAGACCCUGUCUUUGACAAGUCCCAGAACUACUUCCGUGGCCGCACAGAUCGUCUCGAGGCUGCUCUCGCUAGAGGAAAGCAUUUGAAGCGUCUACGCGACAAGCACAACUGGACAGAGGAGGAACACCAUGUUGCGAAUGAUCUCAUCAGCGAGCCUACACCUUAUGGUCUGCACUCCACAAUGUUCCUCAAGACACUCGAGGAGCAAGGAACACCAGCUCAACACGAGCUUUUCCUCGAAAAGGCCAGGAAUUAUGAGAUCAUCGGAUGUUAUGCCCAGACUGAGUUGGGUCACGGAUCCAACGUGAGAGGUCUUGAGACCACCGCCACCUGGAACCCCGAGGACAAGACAUUCACUCUGCACUCUCCCCAUCUCACUGCUUCAAAAUGGUGGAUCGGUUCUCUCGGCAAGGCAGCUAACCAUGCCGUCGUCGUCGCCCAGCUCAUCCUCAACGGCAAAUCCUACGGUCCUCACCCCUUCGUCGUGCCCAUUCGCGACAUGAAGACCCACGAGCCUCUCGAGAACAUCCACGUCGGUGAUAUCGGCCCCAAGUUCGGUUACAACACCAUGGACAACGGAUUCCUUCUCUUCAACCACGUCAAGAUCCCCCACGUCAACAUGCUCAACCGUUUCUCCGGCAUUGACCCCGAGACAUCAAAGUACAUCCGCCCUUCAAACCCAGCUCUCAUCUACGGAACUUUGACCUUUAUUCGAUCAUCCAUCGUCUUCCAGUCUGGCUCUGUUCUUGCUCGCGGUGUUACCAUCGCUACAAGAUACUGUGCUGUCCGACGACAGUUCCAGGACCGCGAUGCCGACGCUGGCGAGGUCGGUGAGAAUCAGGUCCUUAACUACACCAUGGUGCAGCACCGUCUCCUUCCUCUGCUCGCCUCCGCUUAUGCCCUUCACUUUACCGGUCGCUCCAUGAUCAACCUCUACAACGCGAACCAGAAGCGCAUGGCUCAAGGCCGAGAACGCGACAACAGCAAGCGUGCUCCCGGACCAGAGGAGCUCAGCCCUGGCAGUGACCACUUGGCCGAUCUGCACGCCAUCUCCUGCUCCCUCAAGGCUUUUGCUUCCACCACCGCUGCCGAGGGUCUUGAAGUCUGUCGUCGCGCUUGCGGUGGCCAUGGCUACUCUGCCUUCUCUGGCAUUGGUAGCUGGUACGCCGAUUAUCUCCCCACCGUCACAUGGGAGGGCGACAACUACAUGCUCACCCAGCAAGUCGCCCGCUACCUCCUCAAGUCUGCUCGCGCCGUCCUCGCCGGAAAGGCGCCCGACAACGGCAUCUCCCGCAUUUUCAAAGAGUUCAUCCGAAGACAGGACAUUGGCGCUGCCUUUGAUGUUCUCGACAGCGACCAGGACCUUGUUGACGCUUUCGCCUGGCGCGUAUCUUUCCUCACCUUUGAAGCUCUCAAGCACAGAGAUGAGGAGAAGCAGUCAUGGAACAGUCUUUUGAUCGACUUCUGGCGUCUGUCCACCGCGUAUGCCCAAUACCAGGUAGUUAAGAACUUCCACGAGGCACUCAAGGAGGAAUCCACAAAAUCUUCUCUCGACGCCAACACCCUGACUCUCCUACACAAGCUCUUUGAGCUUUUCGCCCUGCACCACCUCCAGAGCUCCGCUUCCGAAUUCUUCACCAGCGCUGCCACGACGGUUCGCCAGAUCCAGCUUGCGCGCACAAAGCGAACACUGUCUCUGCUGGAUGAAGUCCGCCCUCACGCUGUGCGUCUCGUCGAUGCGUGGUCGUUCCCUGACUGGCAGCUUGACAGUGCUCUGGGACGAGCUGACGGCAAGGUGUACGAAGACCUGUUCCGUCGUGCUUCGGAGGAUAACCCUGUUAACGACAUCGUCUUUGACUCUAAUCCUGCGUCGGAUAUCUUGUUCCGAAAGACUGGACCCAAGGCCAAGUUGUAA